AUGGUGCCAAAGAAGGAGAAGGGAUUAUUCCAACGGCUGAGUGAGCAUUUGUGGUAUGGACCGCACCGCAAGACUCGAGAGCCAUCGGCGCCUCAGCUACAGAAUUCCCAAGAGCUUCAAGUACUCCAGCGGCCCAAAGAGCCCUCAUCAACUAGCCUAGAGCCUUCAUCAACUCUAGAGCCUCAGUCUUCUGGGGCACAGGAAUUCCAGGUAAUCCAGGAUCCUGAUGAAAUUCAGGAACUCCAAGAACCUCAGGAACCACAGGAACCCGGAGAAAUUCAGGAACAUCAAGAACCCCAAGAGUCUCAAGAACCCAAUGAAUCCCAUAACCCCAACGAAAUUCAGGAAGUCCAGGGACCUCAGGAGCCCCAGGACCCCCAAGAGACCCCAUUUACGAGGCAGAUUGCAAGGCUCAUACGUAACAUCUUCCGACGCAGGACUCCUGUAGUUCAGAUUCGCCACACAGGAACUGAGCGCGGCCGCGGCGUCUUUGCCCAACGGAAUCUCGCUCGCAAUCGGAUAAUCAUCGACGAGGAAUUACCAAUUCUAACAUCUGACCGUAAUUCCUUGCGAGCAGACUGGAACCUGACCUCACUAAAAACACGCCGAGAGGUCGCUAGUCUAUUUUCUAGGUUGGCAAAUAUUCCUACCGACAGAGCUUUGGUCGCAGAUGAACCCUCCGAAAUGAUCAUCGAAAAUUUCAGAAGAGAUUACGCCUUUCCAGACCCAGCAGGCUCGAGAUCUCUGAUUUACCCCGUUGCUUCACACUUGAAUCAUGCUUGCACAGAUUGCGCCAACGCAGAAUGGUUCGUAGACGAAGAAGAACCGCACCGGAUCACAGUUCAAGCCACCAAGCGUGUCAGAGCAAAUAAAGAGAUCUUUAUCAACUACAGAGACGACUGGGGAAACCUACCCUUUAUCUGUUCAGAAUGUGCCAAAAAGAGGGCAAAAGAGAAUGCAGAGCUUGCGAGGAGGGAACGUUUCAACCGCAGGCUCAAACGCUUUGCUUGCCAUACUGUUUGA
This is a messenger RNA of Fusarium sp. VM40, 1023 nucleotides long. NCBI's taxonomy places the organism in Eukaryota, Fungi, Ascomycota, Sordariomycetes, Hypocreales, Nectriaceae. The record is from the annotation of a GenBank genome assembly.